GGCUUAAUGCCAAAUCGUGAAACCAAGGAAAAGGUGUUUAUGUUGUUUUAUUUUUUUACUUUUUUGCUCUCUAAAUUAAAUUGAAAGCAGUUAUAAUGUAGUGGUUGUUCGUUGAACACAAAGAGAUUAUAGUUAGUUGUUAUACACAGAAUGUGUCCAAAAUCUAUGGUAAAAACAAAGUCCAAACAACUUCACCUUAAACAAGUCCUUAGUUCCUUCUUGUUGGCCUAUCUUUUCAUCUUAAACACCAACUCUUAAACUCUCUAACCAACCAUUUCCAAAACAAAGAACAAAACCAUUUAAGAAAAACUAACACACAAAAAGAAACACCAUCACCAACACAUCCUUUUUGUAUACUUUAUCUAUAUUGGUUUGAUUCAGGAUUCAUCUUUCACACCAAACCCUCUUUCUUAAGUCACACAUACCAGAAGAAUAUUGAAUUCCAAUAUGGAAGUUUCAUGCAAGAUUCUGAGAAGAUCAGUUCAUAGUUUUCUUCAAAACUAUCACUAUUUCACUUCAUCAAUAGCUUUUUUUGUUUUUCCUUUCUCAGCUUCAAUACUAAUCUCACAAGCUUUAGUUCCUUCUCCUUCAUCCCUUUUGCCUCAAAUUUAUAACCGUUUAAGGAUUCUCUUUGAUGCUGCAGGUUUUCCUUCCUCUUCAAUAUUGUUCAACAUUCUUAACCUCAAGGUUUCUCAAACAAUCACUUGUUCAAUCUUUUCUCUUCCUUUCACACUCACUUUCCUCCUCAUUGCAAAAGCUUCUAUAAUUCAAGCUCUUAAACUCAAUCACAAUAAACCAUCUUUGCCACCUUCAUUCGCUUCGAUAAUAGCCCUUUAUAAGCCACUUUUCCACACAUAUAUCUGCAACUGUUUCUUGAUUAUCUCAGCAAAUGCAACUGCUUUUUGUUUUCUGUUUUUGGCUUUCAGCUUUAUGGAAGGACUUGGUUACUCUUCUUCUAGAUUACUUAUUUUCAUGUCAGCAUUCGGGGCGGUUCUGUUUUCGGUGAUUCUUGCCAAUGCACUUGUGAUAUGUAAUAUGUCACUUGCCUUAUCUGGUAUGGAAGGACAUGGUGGAUACUCGGCGAUUCUGAAAGCUUGUAUCUUUGUAAGAGGAAAGACGUCGAUGGCUUUGUUCUUAGCACUUCCUGUUAAUGUGGCCUUGGCUGCCAUUGAGGCCUUGUUUCAAUUCAGAGUUGUAAGGGCCUAUCACGUUGGAAAGGCAAGGCCUUUUGUGGUUUUUGAGGGAAUUUUCAUUGCAUACUUGUACUCAAUAUUCAUCAUUCUUGACACAAUUGUUAGCUGCUUGUUCUAUAAAAGCUUUAAGACAAGAUCAUGGAUUAAUCACCAGGACGGACAUUUUCAAGACGAGAACGAUUAUGGUUACGUUGGCGGCAAGAAUUUCGAAGAACUACCAUAAGGAACAUGAAGUGGCCUUUUAUUAGUUUGGUCAAGUAUUUUUCUUCAUGAAAGAGAAGGGUAUAUAGCAGGUAUUUACCAAAUUUAUUCAUGUCGGUUGAAGGAAAUCGAGCAACUUUGAAAGCAUAAAGAGUUUCAAUUGAGCAACCUCAGCUUAUGUGCCAGGACAAAAAGAUAGAGAAUUUCAUAUACUGCAGCGUUUUAUAUAAAUGUCUUUCUGUUAUAUUCUUAACCUCUGUAUGUUGAUUUCAUAAGAUUUAAUUUGUAGAUUGGCAGUAUUUUAAAGUGAAUAAGACACAUGAUUUGUUAUUUGCC
Cicer arietinum (chickpea) is the source of this 1730-nucleotide messenger RNA. RefSeq lists its product as uncharacterized. Lineage: Eukaryota; Viridiplantae; Streptophyta; Magnoliopsida; Fabales; Fabaceae. The record is from RefSeq and is a predicted model, not a curated record.